CAGGAGCUAGCACUGAAAUCAUGGCUGACGAACAAGUCAAGAGGAAACGUACCUUCAAGAAGUACACCUACAGAGGUAUCGAUCUUGACAAGCUUCUUGACAUGACCAGUGCCGAACUUACACAGCUUGUACAUUGCCGAGCUCGAAGGAGGUUCACCCGUGGUCUCAAGAGAAAGCCAAUGGCUCUCAUCAAGAAACUGAGGAAGGCAAAGAGGGUUUGCCCUGAUGGAGAGAAACCAGAGGCUGUCAGAACCCAUCUGAGGAACAUGAUCGUCACCCCAGAGAUGGUUGGAUCCGUCGUUGGAAUUUACAAUGGCAAGACCUUCAAUCAGGUUGAACUUAAAGCAGAGAUGAUUGGACAUUACUUGGGAGAGUUCUCUAUCACUUAUAAACCAGUUAAGCACGGUCGACCCGGAAUUGGUGCUACUCACUCUUCAAGAUUUAUCCCUCUGAAAUAAGUUAUUUAUCGUUUUUAUGAACCAAA
Messenger RNA from Bolinopsis microptera, 484 nucleotides. RefSeq lists its product as uncharacterized. Gene Ontology annotation, cellular component: ribosome; cytosolic small ribosomal subunit. Gene Ontology annotation, molecular function: RNA binding; structural constituent of ribosome. Gene Ontology annotation, biological process: translation; ribosomal small subunit assembly. The record is from RefSeq and is a predicted model, not a curated record. The transcript has a single exon. Lineage: Eukaryota; Metazoa; Ctenophora; Tentaculata; Lobata; Bolinopsidae. The coding region runs from base 21 to 458 and encodes 145 amino acids.